CUAGACUCACCCUCGUAUUUCCAAUGAUGGAUAUCCCUUUGUCAGAUCAGCUAACAGAUUAGCAAAGGCGGAAUAAUUUGGGAUAAAGCAGCGAUAAUAGCCACAGAACUCUAGGAAUUCUCUCAACUUGGUCGGACGUGGCCAGUUCUUUACAGCCCUCACUUUUUCAGGAUCGGUGGCCACUCCAUCCCUGCUGACAAUGUGCCUCAGUGUAAACACAAUGAGUCGACCUAAGGCACCUGCUAUACGUCGGCCCAGUACUGCUGCAAAAUCAUCAGGCCAUCCGCCUCCAGGGGAUUUUAUUGCUCUGGGCACCAAGGGCCAAACGAGUGACUCUAAAGCCCCAACCAAUAUUCUGAAGCCAGCGGCUUCUGGAUUGCCCUCUGAAAGGAAGCGUGAGGCCACAGCUGCUUUAGCCAACACUUCCGGAUUGACUGGGCUCACAAAACGCCCCAAACUCUCAUCCACUCCGCCUUUGAGUGCCUUAGGGCGAUUAGCUGAAGCUGCAGUAGCAGAGAAGAGGGCUAUCUCUCCAUCUAUCAAGGAGCCAUCUGUUGUCCCAAUUGAAGUCGCUCCGGCCUCCCUGCUGGAUGACAUUGAAGCAUCUGAGCAAGAUGGAAACGACGAUCGUAUUGAAGGUGUGCUCUGUGGGGCCGUAAAGCAGCUGAAGCUGAACCGUGCAAAGCCCGACCCCACAUUGUACUUGAGUUUGAUGUUUUUGGCAAAAAUUAAACCCAAUAUAUUUGCAACUGAAGGAGUAAUUGAGGCUUUGUGCAGCUUACUACGAAGAGAUGCCACAAUUAAUUUUAAAGCCAAAGGAAAUAGCUUGGUGUCAGUCCUAUCCUGCAACCUCCUGAUGGCGGCCUAUGAAGAAGAUGAGAACUGGCCAGACAUUUUUGUUAAGGUGUACAUAGAAGACUCUUUAGGAGAGAGGAUUUGGGUGGACAGUCCUCACUGUAAGAUAUUUGUUGACAACAUUCAGACUGCAUUCUGCACAAAAAUGCCUCCAAAGAGCAUGGCACUUCAGGGAGAAGCUGGACGAAUAGCAGGAGACCUCAGCGCUGGCAACAGUCCUCACCCAUCCAUGACGGAGGAAGAAGACAGCCAAACAGAGCUGCUUAUUGCAGAGGAAAAACUGAGCCCAGAGGAGGAGGGCCAGUUAAUGUCACGGUAUGAUGACUUGGCAGAGGGUGUGGAGGAGUAUGUACUAGACAUGCUAAAAGAUCAGCUCAAUCGGCGGCAGCCCAUGGAUAAUGUCUCAAGGAAUCUCCUCCGCCUGCUAACUUCCACCUGUGGCUACAAGGAGGUGCGACUUAUGGCAAUACAGAAGCUGGAGAUGUGGCUGCAGAAUCCAAAGCUGACUCGUCCAGCCCAGGACCUCCUCAUGUCUGUCUGCGUGAACUGUAACACUCAAGGCUCCGAAGAUAUGGAAGUCAUUUCUAACUUGAUCAAAAUCCGACUAAAGCCUAAAGUUCUUCUCAACCAUUACAUGCUCUCUGUGCGGGAGCUGUUGAAUGCUCACAGAGAUAACCUUGGCACAGUUGUGAAAUUUUUGAUCUUUAACGAGCUCUCCAAUGCCAGGAACCCCAACAACAUGCAAGUCCUGUACACUGUGCUGCAGCACAGCUCCGAGCAGGCACCAAAGUUCCUAGCCAUGGUUUUCCAAGACUUGCUUACAAAUAAAGAUGAUUAUCUCCGAGCCUCGCGCGCGUUACUGCGAGAGAUCAUCAAACAGACCAAACAUGAGAUCAAUUUCCAGGCCUUCUGCUUGGGGCUGAUGCAGGAGAGGAAGGAGGCUCCGUACACGGAUAUGGAGUUUAAGGAACGCUUUGUGAUCCACAUAACUGACCUGCUUGCUGUUUCCAUGAUGCUGGGGAUUACAGUUCAGGUGAAAGAAGCUGGAAUUGCCUGGGACAAAGGAGAGAAAAAGAGUUUGGAUGUCCUGCGCUCUUUUCAGAAGCAGAUUGCGGCCAUUCAGCGGGAUGCAGUAUGGUGGCUUCAUACAGUUGUGCCCUCUAUCAGCAAGCUGCCGCCGAAAGAUUACGUGCACUGUUUACACAAAGUCCUUUUUACAGAACAGCCAGAAACUUACUACAAAUGGGACAACUGGCCGCCAGAGAGUGACCGCAAUUUCUUUCUCCGCCUCUGCUCGGAAGUACCGCUGUUAGAAGACACUUUGAUGCGUAUACUGGUCAUUGGGCUCUCACGUGAACUCCCUCUCGGUCCAGCCGAUGCUAUGGAGCUGGCGGACCACCUAGUGAAACGGGCAGCAGCUGUGCAGGCUGACGACUUGGAGGUCCUCCGAAUUGAAAGGGAUCAACUAAUUGAUGCUGUAUUAAACCUCUGUACCUACCACCACCCUGAAAACAUUCAGCUUCCUGCGGGAUAUAAGCCUCCUAACCUGGCAAUUUCAACGUUAUACUGGAAGGCCUGGCCUCUCUUACUUGUUGUAGCUGCUUUUAACCCAGAGAACAUUGGUUUGGCUGCAUGGGAAGAAUAUCCAACUUUAAAGAUGCUUAUGGAAAUGGUGAUGACAAACAAUUACUCUUUUCCGCCAUGCACGGUGACAGAUGAAGAGACAAGGACUGAAAUCAUCAACCGAGAACUUCAGAUCUCUCAACGUGAGAAGCAGGAAAUUCUGGCAUUCGAGAGUCACCUGGCUGCAGCCUCCACCAAGCAAACGAUAACGGAGAGUAAUAGUCUGUUACUGUCUCAGCUCACCACCCUGGACCCACAGGGUCCUCCUCGACGCCCACCCCCUAAUGCCAUAGAGCAAGUUAAAUCCUUGAACCAGUCUUUACGUCUUGGUCACCUUCUGUGUCGUAGCCGGAAUCCUGACUUCCUUCUCAAUAUAAUUCAGAGACAGGCUUCCUCACAGUCUAUGCCCUGGCUUGCAGACUUAGUACAGUCCAGUGAAGGGUCCUUGGAUGUGCUGCCCGUGCAGUGCCUGUGUGAAUUCCUCCUUCAUGAUGCUGCUGAUGAGUCUGGAACAGGUGAAGAUGAUGAGGAGAAUGAGAGCAAGGAACAACGAGCCAAGAAACUUCAGUUCCAAUUUCAGAGGCAGCAGAAACAGAGGCAGCUUCUCAGCCGGCUUCAGGAUUUGCUAUUAGGUCCAAAAGCUGAUGAGCAGACCACAUGUGAGGUGCUGGAUUAUUUCCUGCGACGCCUCAGCUCACCCCAAGUCUCUUCACGAGUCCUGGCCAUGAAGGGUCUCUCCAUGGUGUUGACCGCUGGAGGUCUGCAGGAUGGAGAGGAGAAGGACCAUCCCAUGGAUGAAGACUCUGAAGGCUCUGAACUGAUUCCUGGCUACCAGUGGCUGCUUAGAGACUUGCCAAAACUACCACUCUUUGACAGUGUUCAAGGGACCACGGCAUUAGCAUUACAACAGGCUAUUCAUAUGGAGACUGACUUGCGAACCAUCAGUGCCUAUUUAGUGUACCUCUCCCAGCAUGCUCCGGUUGAAUACCAUGGCCAGCACAAUGAACUUGCUCUGGAUGUGGCUCGUCUUACGGUGGAACGCUCUACAAUAAUGGGCCACCUAUUCUCCAAGCUGUCUUACUGUCCUGAGUCCAACGCUGUUCUAGCUGCCCUGCUUUCCAUCUUCUCCUGCUAUGUCAGACGCAUGCGAAAGAGCAAGGAGGGGGAUGAUGUGUAUAACUGGUCUGAUCCGCAGGACCAGGUGUUCUUACGCUGGGUUACUGGAGAAACUGCCACAAUGCAUAUCUUAGUUGUCCAUGCCAUGGUUAUUCUCCUGACUCUUGGACCUCCUCGUGGUCAUAGUGACUUCUUCCUUUUGCUGGACGUUUGGUUUCCUGAUAAGAAACCUCUUCCCACAGCAUUCUUGGUGGAUACUUCAGAAGAAGCCUUACUGUUCCCUGAUUGGUUGAAACUCAGAAUGAUUCGCUCUGAGGUUCCACGUCUUGUUGAUGCUGCUUUACGUGACUUGGAGCCACAGCAGCUGCUACUUUUCGUCCAGUCUUUUGGGAUCCCGGUGUCCAGUAUGAGCAAACUGCUGCAAUAUCUAGAUCAGGCUGUGUCCCAUGAGCCUCAGUCACUGGAGCAAAACAUCAUGGACAAGAAUUACAUGGCUCAUCUAGUUGAGGUUCAACAUGAGAGGGGUGCUACCGGGGGCCAGACUUUCCAUAGUCUGCUAACAGCUCUGAUACCAGCGAGACGAGAGAGCACAGACGUUGUAAAAAGAAAGCCCAGCACUGAAGCUCCCCAGGGCCAGGUGCGAGCCAGAGGUCUCACUCAGAUUCCAGUACUGGGUCCAGAAGAUGACUUGGCUGGGAUGUUUCUGCAGCUGUUCCCCCUAAAUCCAGACCCCAGAUGGCAGAAUUCCAAUCCAAGACCCAUAUCAUUGGCUCUGCAGCAAGCUUUAGGCCAGGAGUUGGCUCGUAUUCGGCAGGGGAACACUCAGUUGACUGGUAUCGCAGUGCGUUUGCUGCAAGCAGUGGCGGCUCUACUCGGCUCUCCUCACAGCGGUGCCCUUGUUUUGGCCAUGCACAGGAAUCACUUCAUCUCUUGCCCAUUAAUGAGGCAGCUCUAUCAGUACCAGCGAUGUGUGCCCCAGGAUACGGCUUUCUCAUCGCUAUUCUUCAAAGUACUCAUGCAAAUGUUGCAGUGGCUGGACAGCCCGGGUGUAGAAGAAGGGCCACUUCGAGCACAGCUCAAGUCCUUUGCUGCACAGUAUUCCUCAAAGCACCGCAUCAGCGAUGUGCGCAGUGGAUUUUUGCACUUGGCAGAAGCUCUGGCAUUUUGUCAAGAACCAGAUAUGAUCAAUUCCACUCUCUGCGCUGUCAUUACUACUCUGAAGUCUGGAGAUAAAUGCAAUGUGGAACCUGAACUGAUCAGCAAAGUUCUCCAAGGACUGAUUGAAGCAAAAUCUCCCUACCUGGAAGAGUUUCUGACCAUCCUACUCUCCAUAACUGUUGAGACCACCUCCCGGUUCCCAGCCACUGGCCCGGUGGCUGUGGUGAGCUCUCUACUACUGCAGGAGCAAGAGGAGGUGCCCGGGAUGAAGGGAAGUGAGAACAGCAGCUCUGAAGCAGCUCGUGCCAGACACUCUUCUGGUCUCCUUAUAGACUGGCUGGACUUGUUAGAUCCUGAAGUUAUUAACAGCUGCCCUGAUCUGCAACAGAGGCUGUUAUUUUCAUGGAACAAGGUGAAAGGUGCCCCAAGGUCACAGGCUCCUACCUUCCGACCCUAUCUUCUGGCCCUUCUAACGCAUCAGUCAAAUUGGAGCACAUUACACCAGUGCAUUGGCAUCUUAUUGAGCAAACAUCGAGAACAGAGGUUUGACCCAUCAGCCUCUCUGGACUUCCUGUGGGCUUGUAUUCACAUACCUCGUAUAUGGCAAGGAAGGGACCAGCGCACACCACAGAAAGGGCGUGAGGAGUAUGUGUUGAAGUUGAAAGCAUCAGAGCUCAUUUGCCUUGUGGACCUUAUUAUAACAGAGUCUGAAACCAGGAGCCAGGGGCCAGAAGAAACCUCCUCCCCACUGAUCCAGUCUCGUCUGCCAUUACUAAUUAAUUGUUGCCACGGUAACCAGGAUAGCAUCAAAAAAGUUAUGGAGCAUUUGAUCAGCUGUAUAAAACGAUGGGGAAACAGUCCUUUGGGGAAACAUUGCCGGGACUUCCUUCUGCAGCUUUAUCUGCAGCUACCAGAACGGAUUUCUCCAGUGCCUGAAAUCUUGCUGACAAGCGAAGGGGCCACAGACAGCAAUACCUGCAAGAUGGAUGGUCUCAUACACCGUUUCAUUACACUUCUGGCUGAUACCAGUGACUGCAAGGAGAGUCGAAUGUCAGAUGCCAACAUGGCUUGUCGCAAACUCGCUGUGGCGCAUCCUAUCCUGCUGCUUAGACACUUGCCAAUGAUUGCAGUUCUGCUGCAGGGUCGGGUGCACUUGAAUUUCCAUGAGUUUCGGCAGCAGAACCAUCUAAUGUUCUUCACUCACAUCUUGGGCAUCCUGGAACUUCUACAGCCCCAGGUGUUCCACAGUGAGCAUCAGGAAGCCUUGUGGGACUGUCUUAUUUCCUUCAUCAAACUUCUACAGAAUUACAGGAAAUACUCCAGGCAGCUGGGUGGCUUCAUCAGUAAGUUUGUACAGUUCAUCCACAAGUACAUAACAUGUGAUGCUCAGGCAGCUGUGUCCUUCCUGCAGAAACACUCUGAUCCCCUACACGGCUUAUCAUCCGAGAACAACGAUCUGACAAUGCUCAAGUCUCUCCUAGCUGGACUGAGUUUGCCCAGCAGAGGUGGGACAUUGGAGAAGAGUGCCGAUGAAGACAAGGAAGAUGAGCCUUCUGCGGGUUCCCUUCCUCUGGUCAGUGUGUCUAUGUUCACACCUCUUACUGCUGCUGAAAUGGUUCCCUUUCUGAAAAGAAUCUCCCGUAGUCAGACAGUGGAGGACAUCCUGCAGGUCCUGAGCGACAUAGAUGAAAUGUCCCUGCGUAGGCCUGAAAUCCUGUCUUUCUUUGCUAGUGAUUUUCAGAGGCUUAUGAGCUCCACAGAGGAAUCAUGUCGCAAUAUGGCCUUCACUCUGGCCUUGCGUUCAAUUCAGUGUAAUCCCAGUAUUGCUGCAGACUUCCUACCUACAUUCAUGCACUGCCUGGGUAGCAGAGACUUUGAAGUGGUACAGACAGCACUGAGGAACCUGCCGGAGUACACACUUCUCUGCCAGGAGCAUGCAGCCGUACUUCUCCACAGAGCUUUCCUGGUUGGUAUGUAUGGACAGAUGGACACCAGUCCCCAGAUUUCCGAAGCAUUGAAGGUCCUUCAUAUGGAGGCAAUAAUCUGAACGCAGACAGCACAAAGGAAUGAAAUGGACCUCUGACAUAAUGGACUUUUAACAAUCUGGACAGUGUCCAUCACGUAAACAGCCAACGUUACCACGUCAUUUACAUUGUUUUUUAUAUUAAAAAUAGUCUGACUUGA
This is a messenger RNA of Pseudophryne corroboree (corroboree frog), 6936 nucleotides long. RefSeq names its product integrator complex subunit 1 (gene INTS1). Bases 200 to 6799 code for a protein of 2199 amino acids. Gene Ontology annotation, cellular component: integrator complex. The transcript has 49 exons. Gene Ontology annotation, biological process: U2 snRNA 3'-end processing. Lineage: Eukaryota; Metazoa; Chordata; Amphibia; Anura; Myobatrachidae. The record is from RefSeq and is a predicted model, not a curated record.